AUGCCACCGAAAUCCAAACAGCGCGCAGUCAAGCCCGCCAACUCCACCUCCAAGAAAGCCAUCCCGCAGCCUUUCAGCGCCGCCCCAGCCGAACUCGAGACGCUCCUCUCCACCUUCGACCGCUCGCUCGUAUAUAUAUCACAUGUCGACGUGCACCCAGCAUGGUUCAAACGGCGUAUAUUCGCCGUCCCCGUACUCCUAAACACGACGAUCCUUGCGCUUGUACUAUGGCGCCUAUACGCAAUCGGACCCCACUACUGGGCCAUCAUCCUCUCCGUCCUCGGAAACCACAAUGACACAACCAUAUACUGGGCUACCACACCAUGGGCAUCCCUGAUAUGGAGGGUAGGAAAACGCAUGGUCAUGUUCAUGCUGGACUUCCUGCUGUUUCGCUUCGUGGCACCCUGGCCCUACACCUUCUUCGUAGAGCAGCCAGGCAACCCAGUGAGCUGGCGGUGGAACGUGGGCUUCAGAGACGACGAGGUAUACGUGAGAGUGAGCAGGGGGUGGGGAGCCAAAGACUUGCUCGGAGAAGCCGAAGGUGGGAGUGGCCGGGCUGGGGCAGACAACCCCUUCUUCAAAACGAGAGUUUUACCUGCGGUCGACAAGACGAGAUUGAGAGAAAAGACGGGAUACCUGUUGAUGGAUGGCGAUUUCGAUCUGGAUUUCUUCGGUAUGGUCGCUGCGACGCAACUACUUGAUCGCAAGGAUAUUGCCCUUGACCACCUUCGCAAAAGCGUCUUCGUGUACGUCGGUGACCCCGAGGCAGACAAUGGACAGUGGGCCGUCUGGGAAUGUGCAAAGCUUGACGAGGGCUCGGAAACGGAAGCGAGGGACAAGGUCAUACAGUUCAAAGAAAGACUUACGGCUAUGGGCAAGGAGAGCUUGUUCUUCAGAUGGGUUGAGCUCAUCCAGUACGAAAGUAAUGCGCCCGGUGGCUUCACACAAGAGCGACAGAUCGCAGCUGCCGAGAAGGUCAAAAAGAUGUUUGAAGACCACGGUGUGGAUUUCGAGGUGUUUGAAAAGGAGAUUGGGGGUAUGAAUGGCAUGGCUGGUGUAUAG
Molecule: messenger RNA, 1062 nt
Organism: Alternaria atra
Lineage: Eukaryota; Fungi; Ascomycota; Dothideomycetes; Pleosporales; Pleosporaceae
Exons: 1
Coding region: 1-1062 (353 amino acids)
Source: RefSeq, a predicted model, not a curated record